GGCGCCGCGUGCCGUCGUUGAGUGACGUGUGUGCGUUUGGCGCGCGCGGCGGCCCGUACUGUGGAGCCUGCUGGCUGGCGCGGUGGCGGGAUGGCGGGCGCGGGGCCGGUGGCGCAGGGCCUGAAGGAGGCGCUGGUGGAGACGCUGACCGGCAUCCUGUGCCCGGUGCAGGGCGUGCGUGCGGCCGCGGAGGAGCAGGUGAAGGUGCUGGAGGUGACCGAGGAAUUUGGCGUUCAUUUAGCAGAACUGACUGUAGAUCCCCAGGGAGUAUUGGCCAUUCGUCAGAGUGAACUGAUGCAUUGUGAAGGGCAUGAUUCAGUCCUCAUACUGUCUCCGGAUACAGCCUUGUUAAUCUGUUACAGAACUGCAGAGACAAUGUUAGCAUCUGUAAUUUUGAAACAAUAUGUGGAGACUCACUGGUGUUCCCAGUCAGACAAGUUUAGGCAUCCAGAGACCACAGAAAGGGCAAAAGUUGCCAUAAGGGAGCUGUUACCCAAUGGACUGAGAGAAUCUAUUAGUAAAGUGCGAUCAAGUGUUGCCUAUGCAGUUUCAGCCAUAGCCCACUGGGACUGGCCUGAGGCUUGGCCCCAGCUUUUCAACUUGUUGAUGGAGAUGCUGGUUAGUGGUGAUCUGAAUGCAGUGCAUGGAGCCAUGAGAGUACUUACAGAGUUUACCCGCGAAGUGACAGACACACAGAUGCCACUCGUCGCUCCUGUUAUUCUUCCUGAGAUGUACAAAAUUUUCACAAUGGCGGAGGUGUAUGGUAUUCGCACGAGGUCACGUGCAGUAGAGAUCUUCACCACAUGUGCCCAUAUGAUCUGUAACAUGGAGGAGUUGGAGAAGGGUGCAGCCAAAGUCCUGAUCUUUCCUGUAGUGCAGCAGUUCACAGAGGCCUUUGUUCAGGCCCUACAGAUGCCUGAUGGCCCUACAUCUGACAGUGGAUUUAAGAUGGAGGUCUUAAAGGCCGUGACAGCCCUAGUGAAGAACUAUCCUAAACACAUGGUUUCCUCCAUGCAGCAGAUCCUGCCGAUUGUUUGGAAUACACUUACAGAAAGUGCAGCCUUCUAUGUGAGAACAGAAGUGAAUUAUACAGAAGAGGUAGAGGACCCUGUGGAUUCUGAUGGUGAAGUGUUGGGCUUUGAAAACCUAGUGUUCAGCAUAUUUGAGUUUGUACAUGCCUUGUUGGAAAAUCACAAAUUUAAAAGCACAGUGAAGAAAGCUUUGCCAGAGCUGAUAUAUUACAUCAUUCUCUACAUGCAGAUCACAGAGGAGCAGAUAAAAGUCUGGACUGCAAAUCCACAGCAAUUUGUGGAGGAUGAAGAUGACGACACUUUUUCUUAUACAGUAAGGAUUGCUGCACAGGACUUGUUGCUGGCUGUUGCUGCUGAUUUCCAGAAUGAGAGUGCAACUGCUUUGGCUGCAGCAGCUACGAGACACUUGCAGGAAGCUGAACAAGCUAAAAACAGUGGUGCUGAGCAUUGGUGGAAAAUACAUGAAGCCUGUAUGUUGGCGCUGGGCUCUGUGAAAUCUGUUAUUACAGACAGUGUGAAGAAUGGUAGAAUUCAGUUCGAUAUGCAUGGAUUCCUGUCAAAUGUUGUUCUUGCAGAUCUCAACCUGUCAGUGUCUCCUUUUCUGCUUGGUCGUGCUCUUUGGGCCGCCAGUCGCUUCACAGUUGCUAUGUCUCCAGAAUUAAUCCAGCAAUUUCUCCAGGCCACAGUCAGUGGUCUACAUGAGACCCAACCUCCUUCAGUCCGGAUCUCUGCAGUCAGAGCUAUCUGGGGUUACUGUGACCAGCUGAAGAUCUCUGAAAGCACCCAUGUAUUGCAGCCUUUCCUUCCCAGUAUCCUGGAUGGACUGAUCCACUUGGCAGCUCAGUUCAGUUCAGAGGUCCUCAAUCUUGUGAUGGAAACACUCUGCAUUGUCUGUACAGUAGACCCAGCAUUUACAGCAAAUGUGGAGAACAAAAUCUGCCCCUUCACCAUAGCAAUCUUCCUCAAGUACAGUAAUGAUCCUGUUGUUGCCUCUCUCGCACAAGAUAUCUUUAAGGAGCUAGCACAAAUAGAAGCCUGCCAGGGUCCAAUGCAGAUGAGACUAAUCCCAACUCUCGUCAGCAUCAUGCAGGCUCCUGCUGAUAAGAUUCCAGCAGGGCUUUGUGCAACUUCUAUUGAUAUAUUAACCACUGUUGUGAGGAAUACGAAACCUCCUCUUUCCCAGCUCUUGAUCUGCCAAGCAUUCCCUGCGGUGGCUCAGUGCAGCCUGCACACGGAUGACAAUGCUACCAUGCAGGUGGUGAGCCAACUCCUGGAUCCCCGGACCUCAGAGUUCACAGCUGCUUUUGUGGGCAGACUAGUCUCCACACUGAUUUCCAAAGCAGGAAGUGAGCUGGGAGAAAACCUGGACCAGAUUCUGAGAGCAAUCCUUAGCAAAAUGCAACAAGCAGAGACGCUCAGUGUAAUGCAGUCCUUGAUCAUGGUAUUUGCUCACCUGGUUCACUCCCAGCUGGAGCCCUUGUUAGAGUUCCUGAGUAGUCUCCCUGGGCCAACUGGCAAGCCUGCUUUGGAAUUUGUAAUGGCUGAAUGGAUGAGUCGGCAGCAUUUGUUCUACGGACAAUAUGAAGGCAAAGUCAGUUCUGUAGCGUUGUGUAAACUCCUCCAGUAUGGUAUCAACAGUGAUGACAAGCGCCUGCAGGACAUUAGGGUGAAGGGUGAAGAAAUAUUCAAUAUGGACGAGGGAAUACGCACACGAUCCAAAUCAGCCAAAAAUCCCGAACGCUGGACAAACAUUCCGUUGUUAGUAAAAAUCUUAAAAUUAAUAAUAAAUGAACUUUCUAACGCAAUGGAAGCAAAUGCAUCUCGCCAGACAGCUGCAGACUGGAGUCAAGAUGACUCCAAUGAUAUGUGGGAAGAUCGGGAAGAUGAAGAGGAUGAAGAUGAAGGUUUAGCUGGACAACUUUUAUCAGAUAUUCUUGCCACAAACAAAUAUGAUGAGGAUUACUAUGAUGAUGAUGAAGAGGAUGAUCCAGAUGCAUUAAAGGACCCCCUUUAUCAAAUAGAUCUACAGGCCUAUCUCACUGAUUUCCUGUGUCAGUUUGCACAGCAGCCUUGCUAUGCAAUGUUCUCAGACCAUCUCAAUGAGAACGAGAGAAGAGUGCUUGAGGCCAUUGGCAUAUGAACCGUGCAGAGACCAUAUUGAUCAUAUCGGGACAAUGUUUUUCUGGCUUAUUCCAUGUUUUGUGAUUAAACAUGAAACUUUUUCCAGUGUUCACCUGUUGUUACAGAUGUGAUCUUCCUCAUCACGAAGUAUUGAGCCUUGUCUUAUCAUGACUCUGUUAAGGGAAGGAUUAUUGAGAAAGCUCUGAAGACUGAGCUUUGCACUCUGCUCUCACCAAGGGAACACUUUCGUUUUUCACAAAAAAACUUUCCAGGAGGUCCUUAAAAUAAUGUGUCCUUAAAUAUUUUUUAAAAUAAACUUUAUAUUUGCCUCUGAAGAGGCACGUCACUGAGUUUCACAAACACAGUUGGACAGAACGAGAAAGGAAUCAGGUCUUUUGUAGGUUGCUUGGAUGUGUUUUGAGACUUUGGAAGUUUUGUCCCUCUUCGCACUUGCAUAACACAUACAGGGUAAAUAUCUUCAUCUUGCCAUGUGACUUUUUUAUAGAACUAUAGACACUUUUAUCAAAGAGAUGCCUAAAUGGUAUGGAAUCUGUUUACAAGAGUUUGGAUGGGAAGCUGAAAUAAUAAAACUAAAUGAACAUCUUGUUUUGUACUGUGGGUGGGGGCUUCCAUCUAGUCUCUAACAUUGCAUCAGUUCUUUGCUAAAGCUUUUACAUGCACAUGCUGAAAGGAAGCUACCACUUAAAUCUCAAUUCUUGUGGAAUGUGGCUACUGAAGACUGGUUUUACUGAACACAAACAACCAUACUUUUUUACCAAAAAAAAAGUGUAUAUUUAACGUUCUCUUUACUCCAUAAAAACAAUUAUAUUAAAUACUUUGCUUCCUUCACACUCCUGAGGCUUGUAUGAAGUCGGUAAGCUAGAGUCCACAAAUUAGUAUGUGUAUUUUUAUAGGGUGGUAAAAUAACAUUACAAACUGAUUUAUCCAUAAGUACAGAGUGAUGUAUCUCACAACACCUCUUUGCCUUUUGUUCCCUGUUGGGGAAAAUGAAAAUAAAACUACUAAAAUAUA
This is a messenger RNA of Mauremys reevesii (Reeves's turtle), 4184 nucleotides long. It is a transcript of the gene IPO9, whose product is annotated as importin 9. The coding region runs from base 91 to 3171 and encodes 1026 amino acids. Gene Ontology annotation, molecular function: small GTPase binding. Gene Ontology annotation, biological process: protein import into nucleus. The transcript has 25 exons. The record is from RefSeq and is a predicted model, not a curated record. NCBI's taxonomy places the organism in Eukaryota, Metazoa, Chordata, Testudines, Geoemydidae. Gene Ontology annotation, cellular component: nuclear envelope; cytosol.